Messenger RNA from Pelagomonas calceolata, 639 nucleotides. NCBI's taxonomy places the organism in Eukaryota, Pelagophyceae, Pelagomonadales, Pelagomonadaceae. The record is from the annotation of a GenBank genome assembly.
UUCUACGAAUUACCAACCACCUCCCCCCGCACCAGCAAGGGCUCUACCCAGUCGAGCCCGGCGGGAUAUAGGUCGUCGUCCGAGUCCGGGGCGGCGAGAGUGACCGCUGCGACAGGCCGAACGCGUACCGCGUCCCGCAGUGCCGCAACGCCGCGACGGGCUGCGUCGAGAUCCGCACGUUGCUCGUCGAGCGCCGACGGCGCCGCGACCUUUGCGCGGAGGCGCUCGACGGCGGCCCUUUCGCGCGCGACGCGUUCCUCGAGGUCCCGGACUUGGGACGGCCGACGCGCAGGUGGCGUCGCAGUAGCGGACAGGCGGCGCGCCGACGCGCGGCGCCUCGCGGCCGACUUGUGCACACAACCACGCCUCCGCGCCGCGGCUUCCUCCGCGGCGGCCCGCCGCGCCAGUUUGGCGGACUCCCGCGACUCGCGGCGCGCUGAACGCGACGCGUCUCGCGGCGACGUCGGCGCGGGCUUCGCUGAGAAAGAAGCGCGCGGCGCCGCGGGCACGGAGCUUCGGCGCCCGCCCAUCGCGGUCGGCGACGGCGGCGCCGGCUUGGCGCGGAACAUUGCGGUGCCGCUUUGGCGGCGCGGUGUCGUCGGGCUCCUGGGCGGCGACCGCAAUGUGCUGCUUUGGCGG